CGGCCAGCGGAUGCGACGAACGGCAAGGCGCUGCUGCUCUUAGGCAUAAAGAGGCUGUCAAGCUCAUGACACUGUCACAGGAGCCGGGGACGUCAACUCUCUCCAUGCGCUUCUGCUUGGGAAGUUUGGAAGAUCACUAGCGCCUUUAUAUCGCCUUCUAUUGCAAUUCUAAGACGUGACGUAUAUCUAUAGCCCGCUCGUGCCUGCUCUUUUGCACUAAGACGCAGCCUGCAGAUCGAGCCGCAGGAAUGGGGCGCCGUGGAAGUCUGGUGCUGGCACUGGCACUCCUUUGGACAGCUGCCGAAGCCUGCGACUCUGGAUACAUCAGAUGUGCCUCUGGGGACAGAUGUGUCAAACUUGCGUAUCUCUGUGACGGUGACAACGACUGCGGUGACAUGUCUGACGAAAACAUCUGUUCGGUAACCAGGACAAACAGACAGCUGAAGCAUCUCGAGACAAUUCCAGGACAGACAAGCACCACAGGGAUGAUGACAACCACGUACGAGACCACACUUCCUCCGACCACCACUCUUCCCCCUCCUCCCCCGCCCAACAACGUGGAGGAGAGCGAGGCGCUGGGUCAGAGGUUCGCUCGGACCUUCAACGACACGCUCCACCACCCGAGAUGCCCCAAGCUCUACACCAGCGUCGGGAACAAGUGCCUCUCCCUCCUCUACUUCGUCAAGGUCGGCUGGGGGGAGGCAAGCGCCCUGUGCUCGGCCAUCGGCGGGAAGCUCGUUGCAUAUCCUUCGGCCUCCGAGGGAGAGUUCGCUGCCCUCCUGAAGUACCUGCGGGAGAUACAGAUGACGACGGACUUCUGGGUGGGAGGCCGGUACACGAAGGACACCGAGGCCUGGACGUGGCUGGACGACGCCCCGAUGGACCUCGGCUCGCCCUACUGGCCGUCAGACACACCAACAGCUGCAGCAGCCGCCAGCAGGAGUCGGCGCCACACGCCAAGCCUGAAGACGUCGCCUACUGGACCAACACUUCGGCCUGCUACCACUACGAGCAGGCGCCGCGGCGCGACUCCCAGCAGCUCUGCGCCGCCGUCACCUUCCGCCACUACUUCUACAUUAGCGACGAGGACUGCCUGGGCGUCAGGAGCCCUCUGUGUGAACAUGUUCCCAGCACCGCUCAUGACCUCACGCUCGCUGGCAGUCCGUGAGCACCUGAUGCUUUUCGAAAGGAAAACUUGCCAGAAGUAAAAUGCCUUUGAUAUAGUUAUGAAUGAAUUCUAUGAGCAACCAUCCUGUAACGCUUUUUCAAAUUAUAUGAUUUUCAGUUUAGCUUGUUUCCAGUAAAAUCCACACCUAUUUUUAACCCAUAUGCAAUUGCUUUGAUAGAAAGGGUUAUGUCAAAUGAGAAUCAGUUUACGUAGCAUGAAAUGCAAAAAGACGUUUAUCUUUUCAUUUCUUUUAAAGUGACAUUUGAGUGCAUCGUAAAGUUAAAACAUUCUUACAGAAUAUUUUAUAAGAUAAUGAAAUGCCCUUAAUAAAGCAUCGUCAGUGUGUAGACCUAUC
Molecule: messenger RNA, 1523 nt
Organism: Penaeus vannamei (Pacific white shrimp)
Lineage: Eukaryota; Metazoa; Arthropoda; Malacostraca; Decapoda; Penaeidae
Source: RefSeq, a predicted model, not a curated record